Lichtheimia ornata is the source of this 1086-nucleotide messenger RNA. RefSeq lists its product as uncharacterized. The transcript is spliced from 4 exons. NCBI's taxonomy places the organism in Eukaryota, Fungi, Mucoromycota, Mucoromycetes, Mucorales, Lichtheimiaceae. The record is from RefSeq and is a predicted model, not a curated record. Bases 1 to 1086 code for a protein of 361 amino acids. Gene Ontology annotation, molecular function: zinc ion binding.
AUGAUCGAUAACUCGGAUACGGAGAUCAAAGCAAUCAAGGCUAGCUAUGGUGAUGAUGCCAAGAUCUUUUUAUGCCAUUGGCACAUUCUUCGUGCCUGGCGUAAAAAUGUUGUGUACAAGGUACGGCCUGAAGCUGGUAACAAGGCAAAUCAGGAUCAGGUUAAAGAGCAUCGAAAGGUUGCCCUUGAUCACAUGAUUGCAAUUAUGGAUGCACGCACCGUUGCCGAAUACAAUGACUCCCUCCGUAAAUUCAAGACAUGGGCUUGGAAUAACCGCGAGAAGUGGGAUUCAGGUGAACUUGUCACCUAUUUUGAAGAGGAGUACAUUCCGAAGAAGAAAACGUGGUGUCGUGCAUAUAGAAAGGAAAACUAUCGUAUGGAUACCAACAACUACGUGGAAAGCUGGCACCGUUGCUUGAAAAACGUGUAUAUUCCAACAUUGAAAAAAGAGCGUUUAGACGUGCUGGUUUAUGUGCUUUGGACAGCGGUGCUUGGAGACUUAAUGACUGCACAUGUAUGUGUAUCCAAUGGUUUGCAAAAGCGUGUUUGGACUCAAUCCGAAAAAGCACGCAAAAAAGAAGCCGAUGCUAUUCCUGAGGAGGAAGCCGAAGAUCUGCUCUUGCAAGUUGCAGUGAAGCGGAUCCUUGUACGAUCUUUUACCAAUCCUCGCACCAAAUACACCAUCAUUGUUGACGAUAAAAGCAAUGUCAUGGAACGCUGCUCGUGCCCAGACUACCGAAACAGUAAAGGCAUCUGCAAGCACAUGUUCCUUGUGUUCAGGCUCGAGAUGAUCAAUCUGCCUCAUCAAGCGACACGUAUUGAUAAGGGUAAAGCACCAGCAAGAUCUGUCCCAUCGGCUUCGACGCCAAAUACAAGAGAGGUUGAAUUAAAAGGCGCUAUUGCAAAGUUCCAUUCAAUCAUGCAAUCCAUUAACAAUCACGCAUCACGUGUCAAUGUUCGCAACUACGACGAAACCAAAGCACGAUACAUCAAUCAGGUUAACCAGAAAUUGGAGUCUGUUUUCUCUUUGCUCAAAGAACAUGAUAAUGCCAAUGCAUCCCUUAAUGGCCACCAACGCAGAGUAUAA